AUGUAUUCAGAUUCCGUGGUCAGAAUACCAUACCAGAAAGCCAUUCAAGCAGCACGACCAACUGAUGUGCCUUUUAUUUACAUGGGACACGGCGGCGUAAAUCAACUAGGGGGAGUGUUUGUGAAUGGUAGGCCCCUUCCUGAUGUAGUACGGCAAAGAAUUGUGGAACUUGCCCAUCAAGGAGUAAGGCCGUGUGACAUCUCUCGGCAGCUACGGGUUAGCCAUGGAUGUGUCAGCAAGAUUCUCGGCAGGUACUAUGAAACUGGAAGUAUCAAGCCUGGAGUAAUUGGGGGAUCAAAACCAAAGGUUGCAACACCCAAAGUGGUAGAGAAAAUCGCAGAGUACAAGCGUCAAAACCCCACUAUGUUUGCUUGGGAGAUCAGGGACAGGUUGUUGGCCGAACGUGUGUGUGACAAUGAUACUGUGCCCAGUGUCAGCUCCAUUAACAGGAUUAUCCGAACAAAAGUUCAGCAGCCAACAAACCAACAAGUUCCACCCUCCAAUCACAGUAUAGUUUCAACAGGAUCAGUUACUCAGGUGUCUUCAGUAAGUACAGAUUCAGCAGGAUCCUCUUACUCUAUCAGUGGAAUUCUGGGAAUUACGUCUUCAAAUGCCGAGAACAACAAGCGAAAAAGAGAUGAAGGUAUUCAAGAGUCCCCUAUACCAAAUGGCCACUCGCUUCCAGGACGGGACUUCUUGAGGAAACAGAUGCGUGGAGACCUCUUUACGCAACAACAACUGGAAGUGUUGGAUCGAGUAUUUGAGAGGCAGCAUUACACAGACAUCUUUACAACGACUGAACCUAUCAAACCUGAACAGCAGGUUCGUUGGCUUCCACGUUUGGAACAGGUUGAGUUUUCGAGUGGCUCAGCAGCACAGUGGCGCGAUUUUCGACUUGCUCUUCAUCAUGAGCCCCACAGCCGAACCUCGACAUCAGAAUACUCCGCCAUGGCAUCGCUAACAGGUGGUAUGGAUGAAAUGAAAUCCAGCCUAACAAGUCCAUCUUCAGCAGAUAUAGGAGGAAGUGUUCCUGGACCACAAUCAUACCCUAUUGUGACAGGUCGUGAUUUGACAAGCACAACCCUCCCUGGAUACCCUCCACACGUCCCCCCUGCCGGACAGGGCAGCUACUCUGCUCCGACGUUGACAGGAAUGGUGCCUGGAAGUGACUUCUCUGGAAGCCCAUACAGUCAUCCCCAGUACUCAUCAUACAAUGAUUCCUGGAGAUUUCCUAAUCCUGGUUUACUAGGUUCUCCAUAUUAUUAUAGUGCAGCUCGUGGGACUGCUCCCCCUGCCACCGCCACUGCGUACGACCGCCACUGACAGAAUGCAGUGAGAACUUAAGCACUUAUCUAUAUUUAUCUAUUGUGGAAAUGGUUCCAUACAAAAUACAAUUACUGGGAUCUUUAAAAAUGAAAAUAUGGUAGGACAGCAAACUGAAUAUUUCUUCUUCAUCUUUUCUAUAAUGGGAUGUAAACUUCAGAAGUUGUUAGAAUGGCGUUCUCACCAAUAUUCCCGAGGAGAGCCAUGUUGAGAUGUGACCUUGGCUACACUGGGACAAGCAGACAACCAAUGCACUCGCUUCUAUUGUGCUUCUUACACAGGCCAUCAUCUCCUUGAGGUUGGGAGAUGUCUACUCUACGUAUACAGCCUCGCUUUAAAUAACAUGCUGUUUUGUGAAAAUUAUUUGUGGCUCAGCAUUAAAAGCAACAUGGUACUAGUUUGUAAUUUGAAAAUGCUUACCACGUACAAUCUUUUAUAAAUGCUGCACUGAUUCAUGGGAUCCAGUAAGCUUUAACCAACAUUAAACCAGGUUAUCCUCCAUGAUAGCUACAUUGUGGCUGAUAUCACAGCGUGUGUGAAAUUCAUUCAAUCUUUUUUGUGAAUGGUGCAACAACUUAAUAUAUUGUUUUGUUUUGUUUUUAAAAAAAUGUCACAUUCCUGCCAAGCACACAUUCAAUGAAACCC
This is a messenger RNA of Spea bombifrons (plains spadefoot toad), 1968 nucleotides long. It is a transcript of the gene PAX5, whose product is annotated as paired box 5. Gene Ontology annotation, biological process: anatomical structure development; regulation of transcription by RNA polymerase II. Gene Ontology annotation, molecular function: DNA-binding transcription factor activity, RNA polymerase II-specific; RNA polymerase II cis-regulatory region sequence-specific DNA binding. The record is from RefSeq and is a predicted model, not a curated record. The transcript is spliced from 11 exons. The coding region runs from base 1 to 1323 and encodes 440 amino acids. NCBI's taxonomy places the organism in Eukaryota, Metazoa, Chordata, Amphibia, Anura, Pelobatidae.